Molecule: messenger RNA, 1724 nt
Organism: Acanthochromis polyacanthus (spiny chromis)
Lineage: Eukaryota; Metazoa; Chordata; Actinopteri; Pomacentridae
Gene: slc25a20
Product: solute carrier family 25 member 20
Exons: 10
Coding region: 149-1054 (301 amino acids)
Biological process (GO): carnitine transmembrane transport; mitochondrial transport
Cellular component (GO): mitochondrial envelope
Molecular function (GO): O-acyl-L-carnitine transmembrane transporter activity
Source: RefSeq, a predicted model, not a curated record
GACCUCAAACAGAGACGUACCGGAGUGUAGCUGUGUUGCAGUGAGAGCGGUCCGGGUGAAUAAGUGGGGCAAAGGUCCAGCAGAGCGGACUGACAGUAGCACACCAACAUAUCUCACUGGGGAAGAGCGGACAGAGCUGAAAGUCAAAAUGUCCAAACAGCCGCAGCCGAUCAGCCCGCUGAAGAACUUCUUCGCUGGAGGCUUUGGAGGAAUUUGUCUCGUCUUCACCGGACACCCGCUGGACACCAUCAAAGUGCGUUUACAGACUCAACCCAAACCCAAACCAGGAGAGAGCCUCCUGUACUCCGGAACCAUCGACUGCUUUAAAAAGACUUUAGCCAAAGAGGGAGUGAAAGGACUCUACAAAGGAAUGGCAGCACCAAUAAUCGGAGUUACACCAAUGUUUGCCGUCUGUUUCUUUGGAUUCGGGCUGGGCAAGAAGCUACAACAGAGAACUCCUGAUGAUAUCCUUACGUAUCCACAGCUGUUUGCUGCUGGGAUGUUGUCCGGUGUCUUCACCACGGCCAUCAUGGCUCCUGGAGAGCGAAUCAAAUGUCUCCUGCAGAUUCAGGCAACCACAGGAGAGGUGAAGUAUGCAGGACCGAUGGACUGUGUGAAGCAGCUGUACAGACAGUCUGGGAUCAGAGGGAUCUACAAAGGCACAGCUCUCACCCUCAUGAGAGACGUUCCAGCCAGCGGGAUGUACUUCACGUCUUACGAGUGGUUAAAGAAUCUCCUCACCCCAGCAGGAAAAAGCCACAACGAGCUCAGUGUUCCCAGUGUGCUGUUCGCUGGAGGAAUGGCUGGAAUCUUUAACUGGGCCGUCGCAAUCCCACCCGACGUACUCAAGUCUCGUUUCCAAACAGCUCCUGAAGGAAAAUAUCCCAACGGUUUCCGGGACGUUCUGCGGGAGCUGAUCAGAGAGGAGGGCGUGGGCUCCCUGUAUAAAGGCUUCAACGCCGUCAUGCUUAGAGCUUUUCCCGCAAACGCAGCUUGUUUCUUAGGAUUUGAGUUCGCAAUGAAGUUCCUGAACUGGGCAGCACCAAGCCUGUGAUGGAGGCUCAGCGUCGCCUCGCUGUCGAUCCCAGGAACAAACACACACACACACACACACACACACACACACACACAGAAUCUAAUGACUUAAAGAGAUUUUAAGAAUUGUCCUAAGCUGUACUUGAUUAUCAUUGAGGUUUUGUGGUACUGUAGAACACGUGGAUCAUUGAGACCUGCUGAGAGUUCAGUGCAGAGUUGUGACGACUUUGCCACGGUGCCAGUAAACACACAAACUCACACACAGUCGAAUGUUCUCACUCCUUUUGUUUUACUAGUUUCUAGAGUUUUUUUAUUCUGUUUUUUUUUAUAUAAGAAAAGGAGUGAAGUGAACAUGUUGUGCCUUACCUUUUUGUCCUCUGCGAGCAGGUGCACAUAUCAGGGAAAAGGUGCAUUUUGUUGAACUGUGUGUGUUCGUUCUCUCAGCAAUAGACGCCUUCAAACUGUCAGCAUCACGUCGGGUCACGAUCCACCCAGUGACCAGUGGUGUCGUCUUCACUUUCUGUUUGUCUAAUGUCCAAUUACGAGUGUAGUCAUGACGGGAGUGAUUGAAAAGGAAAUGAAUGUCAGCAUAUAUAGCCAUUAAAAGCGGAUUCCAUCUCUAGAAAUGUCACUGUUGUGGUUCUUCUUUUGUUUGGAUUCAUGAAAGCAAUAUAGAAAUGUAAUCAGAA